Molecule: messenger RNA, 2371 nt
Organism: Homarus americanus (American lobster)
Lineage: Eukaryota; Metazoa; Arthropoda; Malacostraca; Decapoda; Nephropidae
Product: RNA-binding protein 41-like
Exons: 1
Coding region: 1-1278 (425 amino acids)
Biological process (GO): mRNA splicing, via spliceosome
Cellular component (GO): U12-type spliceosomal complex
Molecular function (GO): U12 snRNA binding; pre-mRNA intronic binding
Source: RefSeq, a predicted model, not a curated record
AUGGCUUCAGUAACUUAUAACAAUGCCAAAAAGUAUCGCUUUCUUGGCCUGGAAGAAGAGGAGACAGAGAAACCUCAAACUAAUACUUUACGUGAAAAAAUUAUGAAAAACCUUGUACGGAGACAGUUAGCCACCCACACAUCUUUGGAGCAGCAACUUCAAAAUCAAAGAAAUUUCAUGAGAACCACAGCUGAAGAAUCUAUUACAGCUAGUACUAGUGGACUAUCAUCAUGUGAAGAUUACAAAAAUUUAGAAGCUUCAUUGAAUGUAAAGCAAAUUUUAAAGUCAAGUGGACUUUCAGAAUCUGAAAUUGAUCUCUUGAUGAAUGAAAAUGCAAGUAAUACUUCCCUUGAAGCACCCCAGGCUAGAGAAGAGAGACUUGUAGCUAUAGAAGAUAAACUGCUCAAACGGCAAGAACAGCUUGAAGCAUUUUUGUGCAAACAAGAACAUUUUAAUGGAGCGGUUCCCCUGAAUCGCCAUGACUUUGAAGAAGAGUGUAUUGUCGUUCCAAACAGUGCUGUAGCUGAAAAACUCACUGCCUGUCUUGUUCGUCUUCAGCCACAUCAGGAUGAUACCAUUCCAGCAGACCAUCCCAUUCACUAUAUUAAGCAAUUGGAAGAAGAUUUAUUUCCAAGAGAGGCUGCAAAUAAUGAUGCAAACCCACAGAAACGUGAUAUUGGAGAAUGUUCUACAGAAGGUCCUGCAAGGAAGAGUAGAAAAAAGCUACAAUCUGAUAUUAUUUAUUUGUCAGAAAAACCGAAGUCUUUGUGGGAUAUGAAGAAAAUACCUAAAGUAGUUAAAAGUCAUCAGACUUAUUCACCUUUUUUACCUGAAGACAAUGUUGAGGAUGAAAAGAGUAACAUUUGUGGGAUAAGAGAGAAACACAAGAAGCUUAUUGCUAAUAAAACUAAACCCUUUGUUUUGACACUUACAAAUAGUGAUCUUAUCCCACUGGAAAGUAUAAAAUCAAACAAGAAAAGUAUUGAGGAACUCAGGAAUAUGGAAAAAUUUAAGAAAUAUGAUCCAGGAAAGCCAUCACCUGUAUUAUACAUUAAAAACUUAUCUCACAAGACCACUCCUCAAGACCUAGCAUCUCUUAUGGGACAUUUUGAAAUUCUAAAUGGACCUAAAAUUAUGUACAGAAUACUUGAUGGUCGUAUGAGAGGACAAGCAUUUGUUACAUUCCAAAAUGAAGAAGUGGCAACAAAUGCUUUUAUUGUCUGUAAUGGUUAUAUAUUGCAUGAUAAGCCUAUUGUAAUUGAAUAUGGGAGGAAAUAGAUAUGGGAAAGAUAGAAUGAGAACUUGUUGAAGUGUUUAUAUGAGAUAAUCGGUAAAAGUCGGAAAUACUGUACUAAUUCAAAGUUUAAUGUGUGCUCCUUCAACAAGACCUAAUUCCUAAAUUAUUUAGUUAAGGAUUUUUUCCAAGUUUCUAAUCUUCAGGUGUUACAAUAAUUUCAGGCAACAUUUAGCUGAAUAUUGAGAUAGAGAACCUGAAAUUGGGUCUAGGAUGACCUAUUUUAAAUAGGUUAGGCAGAGUUUUAAAAGGGUUCUUAAGGAAAAGUACUGCUGUUUUGCAUCAUUUUGUUUUCCCUCGGGAGGUGUUCCUCAUAUUUUGCAAAAUCUCAUGAUUCAUAAGGGCUGGAGGGUUUUUACUGUAUUGUAUUGUACAGUACAGUACAGUACAGUACAUGUUAAAUACUGUAAAUAAAGUUUAUGUAAAAACAUAGUAAUGUACUGUACUCACCAAUGAAAAUGAUGCUGAUGAGAUGACAAUAAUAUUGGAAGGGGUUUGAGAAGUUGCUUAGCACUUUUGGGGAUACUUGCACACACACUUGCACAAAUAUUUUCCUCAUUUUUCCUGAUUGAGCGCACAGUUGACUCGUUAACACCAUAAUGGCGUCCCACAGCUACCACACUAUCACCCUUAGCAAAGUGAAUAAGCAACUCCACUUUCUUCUGGCUCUUUCCACUUGAUCCACUCACCCUACUCAUUGUAUGUUUAAGAAGCAUCACUAAGAACAAAAAAUCACCAAAAAAGAGCAAUAAUAUGUGAGCUGUAGGUGUUACUGUGAGGGAGACAGAGAGCAUGUGCGGUGUUACGGUCAUGUACAGUAAACACAAAGUGACUGUGGAACAAUGGGAAUAACACGACCUGUGAAUAAUGAAAUCCAUGAAAGUUAAACCUGCAAAUGUUGCUGUUAAUUCUUUUUGGAUGCAUGACAUGAUUGUUUCUUUGGACUUUCAUAAAAAAUAAAUGUAAUUAACCUAUAUGAAAUUUAUAUUUAUUGUGAAGACAAAACUGGAAAUCCCAAAGAUUAUUUUUUCUUAGUGUUAUUUUGUAGAGCAUAAGCAACAAUAAAGUUUUGGAAAA